CAGCGACCCUGCAUGGUGCGCCGGUGCUGGAAGGACGGGGCAAGAACGAAAAGCAGCGGUCCGGCGGGGCACAUGUGCAGCAGCCGGCACUGCCGCACUUCUCUCCGCACCCCCACCAUCCAAGCUGCAGAAAUGUCCACCUUCGCCGCCUCGUCCCUCUUCCAGCUCGCCGGCGCCGUGUGCGUCGUUACCGGCGGCGGCACCGGCAUCGGCCUCAUGGCCUCCAAGGCGCUCGCCGCCGCCGGCGCGCGUGUGUACAUCACCGGGCGCCGCGCCGAGGUGCUGGAGCGCGCGUCGAGCACGCACUCGCAGGGCCUGCCCGGCAGCCUCGUGCCGUUCGCGUGCGACGUGACGAAGCGCGACGAGCUGCUGCGCCUCGUCGCCGAGGUCAAGGACAAGGAGGGCAAGGUGCACGUGCUCAUCAACAACGCCGGCGUCGAGGGCCCGUGCACCAAGCUCGACCCCGAGGCCAAGAAGAAGAUGAGCGCCGAGGAGCUGUCGCAGGUGCACCUCGACAGCGAGAGCAUGGAUGCAUGGAGCCAGACGUUUGCGCUCAACAACCACGCCCUCUGGUUCGCCUCGAUGGCCUUCCUGCCGCUGCUCUCGGCGGGCAACGAGGCGCCGCCGACGCAGUACGGCAGCAAGGCGGCAUGGAAGAGCACCAUCAUCAACAUCACCAGCAUCUCGGGCCUCGUCAAGACGGCGCAGAACCACUACGCAUACAACAGCAGCAAGGCGGCGGCCAACCACCUCACCUCGAUGCUGGCGCACGAGCUCUCCUUCUCGGCCGACCUUGGCCUGCGCGUCAAUGCGCUGGCGCCCGGCCUCUUCCCCAGCGAGAUGACGGCCGGCACGGCCAGCGCAAACGGCGAGACCGACGAGAGCGCCGUGACGGGCCACGCCAACCCGGCGGGCCGCACGGGCACAAAGGAGGAGAUGGCCUCGGCCAUCCUCUUCCUGGCCACCAACACGUUCGUCACCGGCACGGUGCUGCCGAUCGACGGCGGCUUCACCAGCGCCGUCGCCUGCACGCGCUAGACUCUCUUUCUCUCCCCCUCGCACCAAGCUGUACGAUUGUAAUUGCAUGAACGCGCCCCGCCCACUACGCAUCCUCGAGCGGCCGCCG
Molecule: messenger RNA, 1126 nt
Organism: Tilletiopsis washingtonensis
Lineage: Eukaryota; Fungi; Basidiomycota; Exobasidiomycetes; Entylomatales
Product: NAD(P)-binding protein
Exons: 7
Coding region: 133-1038 (301 amino acids)
Molecular function (GO): oxidoreductase activity
Source: RefSeq, a predicted model, not a curated record